GGCGCACUGUGAAGACUGAACUCACUUACAACGGAACUGUAAAAGGACCUAUCGUUAGUGAUCCUGGAGUAACCUGCCAGUACAGGGAUCCUGUUCGAGGGUGGUGAGUAAUCCAGAAAUGAAUAAGACAUGUUUGGACAUUAAUCCUCAGCUGGAGAAGUAUUACCUUCCAACAUUGUACGCAAUAGAGUUCAUUUUAGGACUGGUCGGAAACGUUUCUGUGAUAUGGGGCUACAUAUUCUGUCUGAAGGAAUGGAAGUGCAGCAACAUCUACCUUUUCAAUCUUUCCAUCACGGACCUGGCUUUCAUUUGUACCCUUCCCAUGCUCGUCGUCUACUAUGCCAAAGGCAAUAAGUGGGUUUUUGGUCAGGUCACGUGUAUAUUAAAUAGAUACAUCCUUCACGCUAACAUGUAUACAAGUAUCUUGUUUCUCACUUGCAUCAGCAUCGAUCGUUACCUCCUUGUGGUAAGCCCAUUGAAGCUUCACUGGUUUCAGAAAAAGUUCAAUGCUGUUAAAAUCUGCCUCAGCAUCUGGGUUUUUGUAACACUGGAGUUGGUGCCUAUAUUCAUUUUUAUUGAUGGUCAGAUAAUCAACAGCACAGACGAUGAGUCCUCCUUCCAGUGUUUGGAUUAUGCCAGCUCGGGAAAUGCCUCCCAGAGUCUGAUUUACAGCUUGUGCCUCACAGUUUCUGGUUUUCUCUUACCUCUCUGCGUCAUGUUUUUCUUCUAUUUCCAAACUGCACGCAGCCUUAAGAAACUAAUGCAACAGCGCACCAAGGUUCAGGCAGAAAAGCCGCUUGCCUUGGUCGUGUUGGCCAUUGUCAUUUUCUUAGUAUUCUUCACUCCUUAUCACAUAAUGCGCAACAUUCGCAUUGCUUCCCGAGUGGAGACCAGCACCACGUCAGAGUGUAGGAAAUUAGCUGCAAAGGCUCUGUAUGCCAUCUCAAGGCCCCUGGCUUUCCUCAACUCCAUUACAAACCCAAUUUUCUACUUCAUGUUGGGGGACAUGUUCAGGGAGCAGUUCCUCAACAAACUGAAGAGCAUCUUCUGGGGAAAGUCUGAGGUAUCCCAUCAGAAAGAGGACAGUCCCACAAACAAAUGCUGAGGCUCAAUAAUUCUGUAAAUUAAUGAAACAAUUCAUGAACUCUCCAUAACUCACUUCAUGUUUGGGAGUAGUGUUUUGAUGUAUCAACAUUUGUUACCAUUAUCAGGAUGGCAGAAGGCAAAUUAGAUGGACUUCUGAUUGAAAGUAGGUUUUUUCUUUCUAUGUUAAUUCCUAUACAGCUAUUCAUUUAACAUUUUUUAAAAAUUGCCAAGUUUUAAACUGUAACUGGUAAACAUGUUGAAAUAAGAUUAAAGUAUCUAUUGUAUUGCUGUAUUAUGUUGCAUUAUAAUGUGUAGUUAAAUGCUUCCUGUACUUCUUUGGACAAUGACUGCAUACAUUGUGACAUUUCUUCCUCUCCAUGUGAAGGACACUGUUUUAGCUUUGGGAAAACGUCAGGGACAUUGAAAGCCAGAAAUGCAGCCUUGGACAUUAGGAUUGUAGAUGCAACCUGGCUACUUGCUCAAGUGCAAGAGCUUUUGACAAAAAGAUCUCAUCAGUCUCACCAACACUUGGCCCACCACAAUUGUGUACGCCUGAAAACUUUGCGCAAGUUGUGGAAAUGCUCAGUGAUUAGCAAUGCCAUGAUCAACUCAUUAAGAAAGUGGAACUCGUGUUUAAGUGGAAUAAUUUUGCAAUGAUUUGCAAGUAGAAGACUGCUUCAUUGGCUUGACACAUGGAGGACUGCCUUCCUGAGCAUAAUGUAA
Stegostoma tigrinum is the source of this 1809-nucleotide messenger RNA. RefSeq names its product succinate receptor 1-like. Lineage: Eukaryota; Metazoa; Chordata; Chondrichthyes; Orectolobiformes; Stegostomatidae. Gene Ontology annotation, cellular component: plasma membrane. The record is from RefSeq and is a predicted model, not a curated record. Gene Ontology annotation, biological process: G protein-coupled receptor signaling pathway. Bases 119 to 1105 code for a protein of 328 amino acids. Gene Ontology annotation, molecular function: G protein-coupled receptor activity. The transcript has 2 exons.